Molecule: messenger RNA, 2143 nt
Organism: Carcharodon carcharias (great white shark)
Lineage: Eukaryota; Metazoa; Chordata; Chondrichthyes; Lamniformes; Lamnidae
Gene: dnajb4
Product: DnaJ heat shock protein family (Hsp40) member B4
Exons: 3
Coding region: 144-1169 (341 amino acids)
Cellular component (GO): cytosol
Molecular function (GO): protein-folding chaperone binding
Source: RefSeq, a predicted model, not a curated record
CAAACUGCAGGCGGGCGAGGUGCACACGGCGGCGGCGAGGGGAGCGAGCACUUUGUCAUUGGUGGUUGGAGGGGAGGGGAGAUUUACGCCGCAGUAAAGCCGGCAGCGAGGGUAGGGGGAAACUUGGGCUUCUUCGUCGCAGGAUGGGCAAGGAUUAUUACGGCAUCCUGGGCUUGCAGAGGGGGGCUUCCGAGGAAGAGGUCAAGAAAGCUUAUCGCAAGCAAGCGCUGAAAUGGCACCCGGACAAGAACAAGUCCGCCAACGCCGAGGAGAAGUUCAAGGAGGUGGCCGAAGCCUACGAGGUGCUGAGCGACCCCAAGAAGAGGGAGAUCUACGACCAGUUUGGGGAAGAGGGGCUCAAAGGAGGAGCUGGUGGUCCCGAUGAGCAGGGAGGAACAUUCCGCUACACUUUCCAUGGAGAUCCUCAUGCCACCUUUGCAGCAUUCUUCGGGGGUGCCAACCCCUUUGAGAUGUUCUUUGGAAGGAGGAUGGCAAACGGCAAUCAGGAGGAGGGCAUGGAUGUGGACUCUGACCCUUUUGCCCAGUUUGGAGGCUUCAGCAUGAACGGCUUCCCCAGGGAAAGACAUGGGGCAGGGGUGAUGGGGCAGAUGCGGUGCCGGCAAGACCCGCCCAUCAUCCAUGACCUCCGAGUGUCCCUGGAGGAGAUCUACAAUGGCUCCACCAAGAGGAUGAAGAUCUCCAGGAAGAGGCUGAAUCCUGAUGGCAGGACCGUCAGGACAGAGGACAAGAUACUUGCUAUUGAAAUUAAAAAGGGCUGGAAAGAGGGAACCAAAAUCACAUUCCCCAAAGAAGGGGACGAAACGCCCAACACUAUUCCAGCUGAUGUGGUUUUUGUACUGAAGGACAAGCCGCAUUCCCACUUUAAGAGGGAUGGAUCAAAUAUUGUGUACCAUGCCCGCGUCAGCUUAAGAGAGGCUUUAUGUGGCUGUGCAAUUCAUGUGCCAACAAUGGAAGGCAGAUCAGUCCCAUUAACAACUCAGGAAGUGAUCAAACCAGGAUCAAGGAAAAGGAUAAGUGGCAAAGGAUUGCCAUUCCCUAAAAACCCAGACCGCCGAGGUGACCUAAUCGUGGAAUUUGAAGUCAUUUUCCCAGACUUUAUAGCCACUUCGUCCAAAGAAGUGCUGAAGCGACAUUUGCCCAUGUCAUAAAUGUGAGGACUGGUAUGUUUCACCAGAAGUGUCACCCUACUGUACAUAGUGAAGUAACUGCUUUGCAGUAUUUUGCUUGGGCCAUGUGAGUGUUCUGGGAUGAAGUAUCAAUGCAUGUUUCGGGAGGUGUCUCAAACAGCAAUAACCUUUUGUCGUGGUUCUUAAAACAGAGGCCGGAGCUUUUUAUCAUAUCCUGUUUGGGGCGGCCAUUGAAUUUUUGUACUUUUUUUUAUUUAGCCAAGUUGUUUUCUUUUUGUAAAUAUAAAAUGCUGCCUGACAAAAACCAGUGCAUAUUAAAGAUUGUCAAAGGGAAGUUGGUGCUCGGAGGCUGAGGCGAAUGUUGCACAUAAGGGCUAGUUCUAAGUAGAAAUGUCCUGGGUUCAGAUUGCACUGUGCGAUAUCCACAAAGUGUAUUUUGACCAGAUUAACACUUUCACUAAGAAAUAUCAGACAACCUUUAACAUAUCCAGCAUCAUGCACUUUGACCCUCUAUAUCUAUGCACUGCCAAUUAGAUUUUUUGUUGUUUUGAACCCCACUAGGAUUUUCUGUUAAACAUUCUGUUAAGUAUGGUUUUCAUACCAUAUCCUUUGGAACUGUGAAAAAUAUCCAGUGUUAUAAUCAGUUCUUUUUUCUCCAUCCAAGUUUGGGUGGUGUCUGGAGAGAGCACUUUCAGCUACAAAGCAUUAGGGUGAAGUACUGUACUAACAGUUCCAGAUCUGUCAGAAGAGAAGGGAGCUAUGUGAAGUGAUUUAAUUAAAUGCAUUGGAGCAACAUCAGGGUAUAGGCUAAUAUGCAAUCUUAUUUUAUAGCUUCUCAAUAAUAGCAACUGAAGUAGAUCCAAAAACACUGACAGUAAUUAUUAAAAUCUAAAAUUGAAGCAGAAAAAGUUUGAAACAUUUUUGCUUGUUGAAUGUACUGACUGAACAGCAAUGCUUUUAUUUUAUUAAAGUGAUAAAUGCGUUAACAAAGUUGA